Molecule: messenger RNA, 2647 nt
Organism: Pungitius pungitius (ninespine stickleback)
Lineage: Eukaryota; Metazoa; Chordata; Actinopteri; Perciformes; Gasterosteidae
Product: choline transporter-like protein 5-A
Exons: 22
Coding region: 40-2226 (728 amino acids)
Biological process (GO): transmembrane transport
Molecular function (GO): transmembrane transporter activity
Source: RefSeq, a predicted model, not a curated record
CGUUGCCUCUCCAUUCCUCAGCCUCUUUGUCCGCGCACCAUGGCGUCCCGCCGGUACGCGGCCCGCAGCUCGUCCGCCGUCCAGAGCGAGCCGGAGGGGGGAGCCGCUCCGCGGGGUCCCUACGGAGAACCGCACAAGUUUGAUCCUUCCUUCAGAGGUCCAGUCCGCAGAAGAUGCUGUACUGAUAUCUUAUGUUGUUUGAUCUUCAUCGUUGUCGUCUUCUCGUAUGCGGCCCUGGGGAUAGUGGCCUGGCUACAUGGGGACCCCAGGAAGGUGCUGUACCCAACCGACAGCUCUGGCCACUUCUGUGGUCAGAAGGAGACGUCCAAUGUGAGGAAACCCAUCCUUUUCUAUUUCAACAUCUUGAAAUGUGCCAACCCAGCUAUUCUCAUCAACCUGCAGUGCCCCACAACACAGAUGUGUGUGUCUAAGUGCCCGGACAGGUUUGCCACCUACACGGAGAUGCAGCUUCAACACAAACUCGGAACGAGUCACUGGGAAUAUUACAGACAGUUCUGCAAGCCUGGCUUUAAUAACCCUGACAAGCCAGUGUCUCAGGUUCUCCGAGAUGAGGACUGUCCCUCCAUGAUUGUCCCCAGUAGACCAUUCCUCCAGAGAUGUCUGCCAGACUUCAUCACUCAGAAUGGAACCGUGACCGUAGCGAACAGAACCAGCUUUAAAGACGCUCUGGAAAUGGCUCGCAGUGUAACUGAACUCCAACAUGCUGCCAAGGGCAUAACGGGACUAGUGGACACGAAGGAGCUGAGCAUGAAGGUCAUGGAGGACUAUGCCAAGUCAUGGCCGUGGAUUCUUCUAGGGCUGCUGCUGUCCUUGGCUGUCAGUCUGCUCUUCAUCCUGCUGCUGAGGUUCACAGCUGGCUUGCUGCUGUGGACCACCAUCACCACCGUCAUACUGCUGCUGGCAUACGGUGUGUGGCUGUGCUCCGUGGAGCUGUCUCAGCUCAGGCACAGGCCGGGCUCCAAUGUGGCCAUCGUAGAGGUGGGGCUGCAGACUGACCUGCAGGUCUAUCUGCAGCUCACACAGACAUGGAUCAUACUACUGGUGUCUCUGGUGGUGGCAGAAGCUUCCAUCUUGUUGAUGUUGAUCUUCUUGAGAAGAAGGGUGCAGGUGGCCAUUGCUAUGCUCAGAGAGGCCAGCAAAGCCAUCGGUCACAUGAUGUCCACACUCUUCUUUCCAGUCAUCACCUUUCUCCUGUUGACUGUGUGCUUCUUCUACUGGGCGGUAACUGCGGUCCACCUAGCAUCCUCAGGCCAAGCCGUCUACAAAGUCAUGUCUCCUGAAGUCGGCUGCCUCCAUGCCAACAGCACUUGCAACCCAGAGACCUUCAACACGAGCAACACGUCCCAAUCCGCGUUGUGUCUGGGUUCUCAGUGUCUGUUCGCCUUCUACGGCGGGGAGACGGCCUUCCACCGCUACCUCUUCCUGCUGCAGCUGUCCAACCUUCUGGUCUUCCUCUGGCUGGUCAACUUCCACCUGGCCCUGGAGCAGUGCACCCUGGCUGGGACGUUUGCCAGCUACUACUGGGCCAGGAGGAAGCCUCAGGACAUCCCGCCGUGUCCACUUCUUUCAUCGUUCAGCAGGGCAAUCAGGUAUCACACAGGGUCUUUGGCUUUUGGAGCUCUAAUUCUCUCAGUUGCCCAACUGGUACGGAUCCUACUGGAAUACCUUGAGCAGAAACUAAGAGGUGUGGACAACAGCCUUUCCAGGUUCAUGCUGCACUGUCUGCAGUGUUGUUUCUGGUGUUUGGAGAAAGUAAUACGCUACAUGAACCAUAACGCUUACAUCAUGGUGGCGAUUUAUGGCAAGAACUUCUGUACCUCGGCCAGAGAAGCCUUCUUCCUGCUGAUGAGGAAUGUGGUCAGGGUCGCCGUUCUGGACAGAGUAACAGACUUCCUGUUGUUUAUGGGCAAAGUGCUGAUAGCCGGAGGAGUUGGUGCGGUUGCUUACCUCUUCUUAACGAGGAAGAUCCCCGUUAUCCAGGAGGAAGCUCCCAAUCUCCACUACUAUUGGGUCCCCCUGCUGACGGUGGUGAUGGGUGCCUACCUGAUCGCUCACGGUUUCUUCAGCGUCUAUGCCAUGUGUGUCGACACGCUCUUCCUCUGCUUCUGUGAUGACUUGGAGAGACAUGAUGGUAGCUCAGAGAAACCUUUCCUCAUGUCACCAGAGCUGCAUAGAAUUCUUGGAAAAUCCAGUCCGUUGCAUUGAUAACCGAUCCUCCUGCAUGAGCAGGUGGUCUGGUUGGUCGUCAUCCAACAGUCAAAGAUUGGGUCAACGGUGGAGAUCAGAGGGCCGCUGGUGAAAUGACACUAACGCGUCAAUCAGAAGGGAGGAUCUUUGCAACAAUAAGGAAGCUGCUGGAUUCAGGAGCUUCUACUCUGCUAAACACAAAAAUAUCUGCAAUGUUUCAAAAAAUCACCUCUCCCUUCCCCCGAUACACCCCCUGAUCAUUUUUAUAAGCUUCAUGGAAUUUUUGCACGUGUUUUUUUUUUAUUUUAAACUUGCUUCAAAGAUGAUAAAAUGUUCACAUCUUGAUAAAAAAAAGAAGUGUCUUUGUCUUGAGUGCUUUCUUUUGUCUUGCAAUAAGAGAUAAAAUGGAUCUGUACAAUAGGAGCGUCACACUUUGGGU